Molecule: messenger RNA, 980 nt
Organism: Fusarium vanettenii 77-13-4
Lineage: Eukaryota; Fungi; Ascomycota; Sordariomycetes; Hypocreales; Nectriaceae
Exons: 3
Coding region: 152-574 (140 amino acids)
Biological process (GO): protein K63-linked ubiquitination; DNA damage tolerance
Cellular component (GO): nucleus
Source: RefSeq, a predicted model, not a curated record
GUCUUGGACCGAAAGUUCAUAGCCCAAUAUCAACCGCCACUACAACAACGUCACCUCCCCCGCGAAGCGAUCCUCCCCCCUUCUACCACCUUUUUCUUUUUGGUUUGUUAAAAGGGUUAGUUUGUGUACGGAGGAAGAGAGACACGUCACAAUGUCCGCCAAGGUUCCUCGCAACUUCCGCCUGCUGGAGGAGCUGGAGAAGGGUGAGAAGGGUCUCGGCGCCGAGGCCUGCAGUUACGGUCUUGAGGAUCCCGAGGAUCUUCUCAUGAGCAACUGGAACGGCACCAUCCUUGGCCCCCCUCAUUCCGUCCACGAGAACCGCAUCUACAGCGUCAAGAUGCACUGCGGCCCCGAGUACCCUGACCUCCCCCCCACGAUCCAGUUCGUCAGCCAGGUCAACCUGCCCUGCGUCAACCCAACCAACGGCGUCGUCGAUCCUAGCCAGCUGCCCUGCCUCGCCCAGUGGAAGCGGGAGAAUACCAUGGAGACCAUCCUCAUUGAACUGCGACGAUACAUGGCCUCUUCUCACAACAAGAAGAUCCCCCAGCCUCCCGAGGGCUCUACCUACUCGUAAACCAAUCACCACGUAACAAAGGUGUCGAAAUUUCAAGAUGAAUCUUAUCCAUUUGGAGAACAAGGAGCCAGCUGCCCCUCUCCUCGCUAUUCUGCGGUAUUCGAGAACGUUAUGCGACUAUCGCGAAUUAAAAUAUGAUACACAAACUUCCACCCAGAAUGCCCCCCUUUCAGUCAUAUUACAGUCCCGUACCUAUCCGUCUUGUUUCGCUUUUCGUCACGUUCGUCAAAAGAAAUUGCUACCGCUCCGCUCCGUCCUUGAGGACCAAUCCCACAUCCAAUGAACUCGUUGUUUCAGGCGACUCGAGGCAGUCGACAUUUUGUAGAGGUGGUUUAGAAUAAAAUAGUUCAGUAUCCAGGGGAUAGUUCGUCGCGGUCGGGCAUAGUCGUCAAGAGAAACUCCCUCC